Molecule: messenger RNA, 1173 nt
Organism: Cutaneotrichosporon cavernicola
Lineage: Eukaryota; Fungi; Basidiomycota; Tremellomycetes; Trichosporonales; Trichosporonaceae
Exons: 4
Coding region: 1-1173 (390 amino acids)
Biological process (GO): D-sorbitol catabolic process
Molecular function (GO): L-iditol 2-dehydrogenase (NAD+) activity; zinc ion binding
Source: RefSeq, a predicted model, not a curated record
AUGACCGUUAUCUCGACUCCACUCACCAAGUACGAAACCCACUACGACCCCACCAAGGUCCUCGACCACCCCGACUUCCGCAUUCUCGCGCCCGGCGAUGCGUCGAUCAAGGACAAGACCGUCAACCUCGCCUGUGCCUAUAACCCCGCUCACGAGGUGCACAUGAUCGCCAAGCCGACGCCCACCGCAGGGCCGGGGGAGGCGGUCGUACACGUCAAGGCUACAGGCAUCUGCGGCUCUGACGUGCACUUUUGGAAGCACGGCCACAUCGGGCCGACCAUGGUGGUGCGUGACGAGUGCGGUGCCGGGCACGAGUCGGCGGGCGAGGUCAUUGCCGUUGGCGAGGGUGUGACCAACCUCACUGUCGGCGACAGGGUUGCGAUCGAGGCUGGUGUGCCGUGCGGACGGGCAGACUGUCACUUUUGUCUCAUCGGGCGGUACAACGCUUGCCCAAACGUCGUCUUCUUCUCGACCCCGCCAUACCACGGCACCCUUACGCGGUUCCAUGUCCACCCAGCCGCGUGGCUACACAAGCUGCCGGACAACGUGUCGUUCGAGGAGGGCUCGGUGUGCGAGCCACUCGCUGUCGCGUUGGCUGGCCUUGAGCGUGCUGGUGUCCGCCUCGGAGACCAGGUGAUCAUCUGCGGCGCAGGACCAAUCGGUCUCGUCACCCUCCUCGCAGCGCGGGCGGCUGGCUGUGCCCCCAUUGUCAUCACAGACCUCUUCCAGUCUCGCCUCGACUUUGCAAAGUCCCUAGUCCCGAACGUACGCACAGUGUGCAUCCAGAAGCACUGGACGCCUGAAGAGACGGCUACAGAGAUCAAACGGGCUGCUGGUGGCGAGCUCAAGCUAGCUCUCGAGUGCACUGGCGUGGAGAGCUCGAUCCGCAGCGCCAUCUUUUCGGUGGUGUUUGGCGGCAAGGUGUUCGUGAUUGGCGUUGGCAACUCUGAGCAGACGUACCCAUUUGGCUACAUGUCGGCAAACGAGAUCGACCUCCAGUUCCAGUACCGCUACGCCAACCAGUACCCGAAGGCGAUCCGCCUCGUCGCCGAAGGUCUCGUCGACCUCAAGCCACUCGUCACCCACCGUUUCCCGCUCGAGCAGGCGGUUGAGGCGUUCCAUGUCGCCGCUGACCCUUCGCAGGGCGCGAUCAAAGUGCAGAUUCAGGACUAG